AUGGUCUCCCACUGGGAGCUGGAGAACUCCGAUGCCACAACUCAAAGUGAUGAUGUGAGCGACGAUGAUUUGGGCUCCCCAAGAGCAGCACCCAAGAGAGAGGGGUAUCAGAAUGAGAACGAUGGAAUCGGAGCAAGGUCUUUAUUUCCAGAACAUUUGAAACUGGCCCGCAACUCAGAGCGGACUACUGGACGCAUAACGCAGGAGGUGAUACCUGUUUCAGACGAGGAAUUUGAUGAUGUAGCUGGUUUCAACGAUGGCGCAGCCACAUACGAGAAAUUCAAAAAUAGAAGGCAACUCAAGCGCAAGAGAGCCGCCGCCAGAACACGCAAAACUAAAGGCGCAUCUGGAAAUCCUAUUGUCGGCAAGCGGCCAAACAGAACGGAAGCUAAUACAUCCCGCAAACGCCAGCGGCAAUUAAAGGAUUAUAUUCAAAACCGCCGCUCAACAUUUGACAAGAAAAUAACCGUUCUGAAAGAGGCAGGAUUGAAGCUACCCCCAAGUUUUGACGAUGUUGAGUUCUCUGAUGAUGAAAACCUGGAGGCUUUGAGCGAGAAGCCGAAUUUUCAGAACGCCACUCCGUCGCGGAAGUAUGAAGACAUACAACUCCCUUAUUCUCUGGGCUUGAUUCCAGCUUCCAUUGCACAAUGGCUACGGGAUUAUCAAGUCCAGGGGGUUGAGUUUCUACAUGAAUUAUUUGUUUACCAAAAAGGGGGGAUCCUUGGAGAUGACAUGGGCUUAGGGAAAACUGUGCAAAUUAUAGCAUUCUUGACUGCAGCAUAUGGGAAAACAGGAGAUGAGCGGGAUGCUAAACGUAUGCGGAAGAUGAGGCGGAGGGGAGACAGAGUUUGGUAUCCUAGAACUCUGAUUAUUUGUCCCGGGACCCUUUUGCAAAACUGGAGAUCGGAAUUGGAUCGAUGGGGGUGGUGGCAUAUUGAGGUAUAUCAUGGUGCUGGGAAAGAGGAAGCUUUGCAAUCUGCCGCCUCCGGAAGGUUGGAGAUAAUGCUCACAACCUACAAAACAUACGUGCUCAAUAAAGAUGCUCUGAACAUGGUGGAAUGGGACUGUAUUGUUGCAGAUGAGUGCCACAUUUUCAAGGAAAGGAAAUCGGAAACCGCCCAGUCGAUGAACGAAAUCAACGCUCUUUGCCGGAUUGGCCUUACAGGCACAGCAAUCCAGAACAAAUACGAAGAGCUCUGGACACUGCUCAACUGGACCAACCCCGGGAAAUUUGGCCCGGUGUCCACGUGGAAAUCCACGAUUUGCGAGCCGUUGAAAUUAGGACAGUCCCAUGAUGCAACUGUAUACCAGCUUAGCAAAGCGAGGAAAACUGCGAGGAAGCUUGUUGAGAACCUUCUACCCCCUUUCUUCCUCAGGCGCAUGAAAACGCUUAUCGCAGACCAAUUACCGAAGAAGAGUGAUCGAGUUGUAUUUUGUCCCCUCACGCCUACCCAAGCUGAUGCAUAUGAGAGGGUAUUGGAUAGUGAUAUCAUUGAGUAUAUUAAAACGUCAUCCGACAAGUGUCACUGCGGAUCAGGAAAGAAGUCUGGCUGGUGUUGUCGUAUGCACUUACCCCAAGGUGGGAAGUGGCAAAGUUAUGUCUUUCCAGCAAUUUCGAACUUGCAAAAGCUCAGUAACCACCUCGCAAUUCUUAUUCCGCAAUCACAAGAUCCAACAGAGAAACAAGACAAAGACCUGGAGAUGCUUCAGAUCGCUCUACCGGACCAGUGGCGACAGUUAUAUGCUACUAGAGAUUCGAUCCUUAACUACGCAAACCACGAGUUUUGCGGAAAGUGGAGGGUGCUGAAGAAGCUUCUCAGGUGGUGGCAUGGCAAUGGAGACAAGGUCCUCGUCUUUUCCCAUAGCGUUCGACUGCUUAAAAUGCUUCAGAUGCUUUUUAAACAUACCAGCUAUAAUGUCAGUUAUUUGGAUGGUGCUAUGAGCUACGAGGACAGAGCAAAAGUCGUUGACAAUUUCAACGCCGAUGUUCGGGAAUUUGUAUUCCUGAUCUCUACCCGGGCUGGUGGAGUAGGCCUAAACAUUACCUCUGCCAACAAAGUCGUUGUUGUCGACCCAAAUUGGAAUCCGGCGUAUGACCUCCAGGCACAGGACCGUGCAUAUCGUAUUGGGCAAGCUAGGGAUGUGGAGGUUUUCCGGUUAGUCUCUGCGGGCACGAUUGAGGAAAUUGUUUAUGCCCGCCAAAUAUACAAGCAACAACAAGCAAACAUCGGGUACACGGCCAGCACCGAACGGCGGUACUUCAAGGGAGUCCAGGAGAAGAAGGACAGGAACGGCGAGAUAUUUGGGCUCUCCAACAUGUUCCAGUAUCAAGGUGACAGCAUUGUCCUAAGGGACAUCGUCAAUAAGACAAACGUCGCAGAAAGCAAGGUUGGCGUUAAAAUUGUCGAUAUCGAGUUGGAGGACACCAAGGAUGGACUUGAUGAACAACCCUCGUCUUCACCCAAAGGUGAGGAGGAGGACGGUGCAAUGAGCCAACUGGCGGCUAUGAUCCGGGGUGAGGUUCCUGCAAUAAAUAACAAUACCAAAAAUGCUGUCCCAGCAAAACAUGACCCAAUCCAAGCCAUAUUAGUCCGAGCGGGCGUUGAAUAUACACAUGAGAACUCUGAAGUCAUUGGAUCGUCAAAAAUCGAGGAACGCCUUAGUCGUCGUGCUGAGAUGGCAAUUGAUGGGACCAGUUUUGGUGAGGAGCAGGUCUUCGAAGCCUCUCAAGAUGACCUCACUUUGCCCCUUGACGUUAAAUAUGGUAGAAAGCAUGUUCUGUUUAAAUAUCACCCACCUGAGGAUGUAAAGAGGCGCCAGUUUUGCAGCACAGAGGAGGAGUUAUUUGGCCAGAUGGUAUCAAGAGCGUCAGGCCGCGCUGAUGGGAUGAAUACGCCGAUCAAGAAUAAUGAUGAUGGUGAUGAUGAUGCGAAUCUGUUGCAGAGUAUACCGCAAGAGGAGCCUCCAGGCUGA
This is a messenger RNA of Histoplasma mississippiense, 2973 nucleotides long. RefSeq lists its product as hypothetical. Gene Ontology annotation, molecular function: ATP-dependent chromatin remodeler activity; ATP binding. The coding region runs from base 1 to 2973 and encodes 990 amino acids. Lineage: Eukaryota; Fungi; Ascomycota; Eurotiomycetes; Onygenales; Ajellomycetaceae. The transcript is spliced from 4 exons. The record is from RefSeq and is a predicted model, not a curated record.